Ochlerotatus camptorhynchus is the source of this 5692-nucleotide messenger RNA. RefSeq names its product FHIP family protein AAEL005291. Lineage: Eukaryota; Metazoa; Arthropoda; Insecta; Diptera; Culicidae. The coding region runs from base 1793 to 4921 and encodes 1042 amino acids. The transcript is spliced from 11 exons. The record is from RefSeq and is a predicted model, not a curated record.
CGUCGUUCGUUCCGUACGUGAAUCAGCCAACAGCCGUAGCAAGAUGUAAUCUCGCGAUCCGCAGCGCAGAGUGAGUGUUCCAAUAAAAUUGGUACCAUCAACUACGAACGAACUACUUUUUUCGUUUACCGUCGUCGUCGCGGACAAGAGGAGUCGGAAUUUUCUCUAUUAUUUUCGCUAAUAAACUCCUCGGGGCAGAUUCCAGUCGCGCGAGUGCCUGUGUAUGGUGAAAGAAACUGUCGCCUGGUUAGUUCCAGCGAAAUUCGGAUUGCAUUCCGCGGGUUUCCUGCGUAGAAAAAAAAAAAGGUUGGAAAAGAGUGCAAAGUGCGUUGUGGUGAGGGUUUGUGUUGUGGCAGCUUCCUCCCCCGUUGCUUUUGCAUUCGGAUAACGGCACAGUGAAAAUUUUGGAUUGAAUUCGGGUAGGAAAAUAAUUGACCACAAAAAGGCAUAGUAAAUUCGGGUUAAAAGAACGGAGGAGCACCUUAAUUUGUGACCUUCGCCGAGAUUCAUAUGACUCGCUCGUUGUGUGUUUGUGUGCAACGGAAUCGAACAAUAAGAAGACUGCCCUAGAAGCUGAAGCUGACUGCCUGUCCGUGACAAGUCGUGUGUGGAGAGGGAGUGGGAUCGGUUUCAUUCGCAGCCUCAGCAGAGCACCAGCCAGCAGGUCUAGAGAUUGCAAAAUCUAUAUUUUCCAUCACUUGCUUGUGUCUGAGUCUGGGAUGGUGUCUCCGUGAGUUGCACAGACUGCAGCACUUCAUCAUCAUCGUAGUCUGUAUUUUAUUUUAACACCAUACUUAGCUGGAGAUGAUGUCGGGGAAAAUAAAAGUGAAUAAAGUGAAAAGUACCUUGCUAAGCUGAGAAAAAUGCAAACGAGAAAACAGGAAGGGUGUUGCUGCUGCUGGUGCAUCGGCAGAAUAGUGUACUGGUUUAUAUAACGAAGCGAAAGGGAAGAGAAUCGUGUGUGCAAUCAACACUAUUGUGUUGCGAUACCCUUCCUAGUGCAGCGCUUGUUUACGAUUUCUGGACCUGCCGGAGGAAUAUAACAACGAAGGCACAAAGGGGGAUCAAGUGCAGUACAGUAUCGAAUUUCUGCGCGAGGCGCUGUGUGUGUGUGUGCAUGUUUUAAUCUUAAAAAAUAGAAUACAUUGCAUUCGAUUCCACACAGCCAGUCAGUGAACAUCGCAGACAAAAAAAAAAAAAAAAAAAGCAGUGGCUAAACAAAAGAAGAGCGCCGAGGUUUAAUUAAAUCCGUAUCGCGAGUGGAAAAAGUAGGAGCACGGCGGAAAAAUUGAAUGUAUAGUGAAAAUAAGCCAUGUUCCAUUGUUGUUGUUGUUGUUGCUGUUGAUGUUGUUAUGAAAUGCCGUAAGGCAGGAGGUUAAAACAACGAUCGUUCCAGUUCGAUGUGGCCCGAUGGAUGGAUGGUUGGCGCUAAGUUAGUGCAAAUAUCGCGCGACUGAAAGAGUCUUUCUACACAGUUAUUACAUGGGAAAUGCCUGCUAAAUCAAGUCAAUGAAUUCCCCCAGGUGUAAGAAGCGCACGUGCGCAAGCUGAAGAGUGAAGAAGUUAUGUACAUUGGCACUGUUUUAGGGGUUGAAGUGAGUGACGUGCAUACGCGGAUGACGAACUCCAAAUAGAGUCAUCUUACGAAGAAAAAAAAAACGACAAAGUGUCGCCUAGCAUUGCGGUCACCGUGAGUGCGAGAAGUGGGACCACCUACACCCACCACCCAUCCCAUCCAUAUACGAAUACUCGUCCGAACCAUCCGGAAAGUUAGUGCAAAACGGAGAAUAAAAUGAGCUGGCUUCGGUCCAGCCCGCUGCGGCAGAGUUUCAGCAAAGCCGGAGGCGGCAGCGGGGCCGGCUCCGGUCGCGGAGGAAGCGCCACUAACGGAUCCGUCCGGGCGUUCGAUGCGUCCGAAUGCGAUCCGAAGGCGUGCUACGAUAGUUUCUGCAUCCACUGGCAGCAGGCGUACGAGAUCAUCCAGCGAUCGGAGAACAAUCGUGGUCAAUCACACGAUGACGUCCUCGGAGUGGUCACCCAUCUGGAUCACAUGGUCACUCUGUUGCUGGUGGAACUACACCACUGCAACAAGCUAAACCUACCGGGAGCUCCGACCCCAUCGGCACCCUGCUUGGAGCACCUGCUGAGCGAGAACCUACUGGACAAACUCUACGAAUGGGGCGUCAAAACGGGAAGAUAUGCCAACGCCGUCCGGUUGGAGCAGCUCAAGCUAUACGAACAGCUAGUCAGUCACAGUCGGCAUCAGCUGUUGGUCCACGAGCCGUUUCUGAGGCCGCUGCUCAAGAUAUUGGCUUCGAGCCAGAACGAGAUCUAUCCGCCGGACGUGGAGAAACGGUUGGUCAUACUGCUCAACCAGCUGUGUGUGGUGCUGAUGCAGAACGUCCAUCUGUUGGAUUUGUUCUUCUUCUCGACCGCGCAGCAGAACGGCAGCGGAGGACAUGCCAACUUCAUAAUCUUCUCCCUGCUGAUACCGUACGUCCACCGGGAAGGUUCCCUUGGUCAUCAGGCACGGGACGCCCUGCUCCUGUGCAUGGCCCUGUCCCAGAAGAACUCCAACGUGGGAACGUACAUCGCUACAUACUCAUCGAUCUGCCCCGUGCUGGUCACCGGUUUGGGUGGAUUGUACUCGCGCUUGCCAAAUCAGAUCGACAUCAAAACCAUCGAUUGGUACCGGAUAACAACGGACGACGUGACGGAACUGCAGGAGUUGACGCUGUUUAUGAAUUCGUUGGAAUUUUGCAACGCUGUGGUGCAGGUGGCGCACAGCAUGAUCCGGCAGCAGUUGCUGGACUUUCUGUACCAAGGUUUUUUGGUACCAGUGCUGGGACCGGCCGUUCUACAGACAUUUAAAGGUCGAGGUCAAUUCCAGACAAACGUCGAGUCGCAAGUUUCGGCGAUGGCCUAUCUGGAUCUGAUCGUGCGCUCGGUCACCGAACCGGGGCUGAUUCAGAUCAUCGUCAAGUUUCUACUGGACGAGGACAAGUUCGACGGCCAGCGGAUAUUGGACGUCCUGGUGGAGCGGCUCAACAGCAACGAUUCAAGGCUAUGUAUGAUUUCGCUUUCCCUGUUCGACACGCUGUUGAGUCUCAACUGCGAGGACAUCAUGCUGGAACUGAUCAUGAAGUAUCUGCUCACCUGUCAGCACGUGCCCAUCUCGCAUCGAUUCAAGGUGAACCGCGUGGAUCCUUACAGCAAUGCCGUUGAGUACUUUCUCAACACUUCUCCGGAUAUUAUGAAGAAGGUCAACAACGUCCUAAGCAUCAACAACAACAAUCCGAGCAUUGGCGGAAGUGCGUCCCAGGUUGGCGGUGGGCGGAACGUCAGCAAAACGAUUGGUGCCAACUGGAACCACUACGGGUUGAAUACGGGUGAAACGCUCCUGGCCAACUACCAGGCAUACCUGUUGGAGGCCCGUAGCCGGAUCGUCCAAUGCAAGCAUGCCUGUGAUCAGUGGAACAAUGUGUAUCGUUACCAAAAAUUGAACAAGCUGGUGAACAACAAUAGUAAUAGUCUAAGCCCUAACGGUAAUGGAACGGCUAGUGAAGACGUUCGAACGUAUAAAGUACAAAUGAUCAAAAACUUCCUGUCGGAGUUUACUACCGCACCGGAUAGUGCGGUGGACAUGACGGGGGAUGGUGACCGUUCGAGUCAGUGUCAAUCUCCGGCCGGCAUGUUCGGCACCGGGGUAGGAGGAGGUCAACAGCUGACGGCAACAUCCAAGCAACUAGACAGUUUGCAAUCGCUGGGCGAUAGCAGUGGGUACGAGAGUUUGAACAUCACAAAUCUGGGAACGGGCAGCGAAGACGGUCGGCGGCAUGAAUCGUGGAAGGUGUCCAGCGUGAAGGAGGAAACCAUCGUGGAUCUGGAUCUGUCGGAGGACCUGUUCGCGCAAGGGACUGUUAGUUUGGGUCCCUUCCUAACGGCCAUAUGGGGCAAGCUGCAAACGUUUACCAGCAAUUGCUUGUACGUCAAUCUACACCUCACCGGACUGAUUAGCCAUCUGGCGUGGUUUCCUCUGCCGUUGCUGCACUCCAUUCUGCUGCGGCCGGACAUACCGACCACGUCCGACACGCCGUCGUUUCAUCAGGUGCUGAAAAUUCUCAAACAACAAAUCGACGCCGAAUUGCCCGAGUGUGAGGAAUCGCUGGAGAUCGUGGACGUGGCCCGGUCCUUCCUCGUGGAUCGCGAAUUCCGGCUCAUCAAUAUGCGUAAGAAUGCCAUCGAAUCGAACGCGACCAGUGGUGGUAAACUGCUGCUCAUCAAUGGCGGCGCUGGAUCCGGCGGUGUGUCUAUGACCUCCAGUCUGUCCCAAACGACGCCAAUGCAACUGACGCCCAGCUCCUCGUACGACCCGUUCAAGCGGAACGAUACCAAACGGAAAAGCAUCUCCAAUUCGUUUUCCAGUAUUUUCCGACGGCCCGGAUCUUCCGCUUCAUCUGGUAUAGCACAAGUAUUUCAGUUUUUUACCGGAGGAUCAAGCAACGCCAACUCACCCGCCAGUCAUCAAUCCUCGGCGACACCGUCGCCGGCCGCUUCCCAGCAGUACCUUUCGUCUAACAGCUCCUCCGGGGUAAGUAGCUUCAUGGGCAGCAAUCGGCGGGACUCGCGAGAAGCGGAAACCCAGUUCGUGGACCAUCCCUCCAUGGGACCGGCGUCCGGGAUGGGCGGCCCCAGCAGUCUAACCUCGACCGGCAGUCCACACAACAGCCUCGAGUACUCGCUGGUUAACAUUAACGGUUCGAUCGUCGGUGGCGUCGGAAGCGAGCGGCAACGUGAUUUGGCCGUCAGUGCCGUUGUGCUGGACGAGUGGCUAAAGGAACUAUCCGCCAUCACCCAGGAACAGUGCAUCAUAAUGAUAUCGGAACAGGUUUUGACCCAGCCGCAAGGAAAAACUAGCUGAGGUCCGGCUAGGAAGGCUAGAAAACCGAUCAAAUCUAGUUAAUAGGAAGUUAUUUAAAAUUUUACUAAGCUACAACUAUCUUAUGAUUUUGUUUUUACGAAUCAAUUUUAGAACAAAUGGCGAUUUUAUUGCACGUCUGAGACGAAAAUCGCCCAUGGAAGUCGCUUAUUUUUUUUCAUAUACAUCACAUCGUUUCAUUUCUAAAAUGAAGACAAUUUUAUAUUUAAUUAGGGCUUACAUUUUAUUUUAUUUGUCUUCUCGUUAUUCCUUUUUCAAAAUCUUGCGCUACGUUUUUACACGUCUUAUCUUGUACAUUUUUAUACAAUGAAACUGAUUUUACGAAUGCUUUAAACGAUAAUGAAACGAAUGAAAAGUUUUAAGGUCUUUGCGUGUGCAGAUCCUCUCUCUUACAACGAUUCUCUAAUCAAUCGAUCAACUAACUAAUCAGUACACACAGUAGCAAUUAUCAAACAGCCGACCAAAAAGCCAAAAAUAGCUUCAAACGUCCAUAGUAGUGCAACCGUAAAUAAUAAUAAUAAUCAAUAAUCGUUCGGAUUUGUAAGUAUUUACGCGUAUUAGUACAGUUCACGAGUUGACAUGCAAUAAACAGUAACAAUUACCUUAAAAAACGAAGCAUAUAUGGUAGAUUGAAAACCGAGUUGUAAAGUGUAAUAAGUAACAUUUUCUCGCGAAUAGGUUCAAUGAUGUAAACGAGCAUAUUUUUGUAGAAAUAUAUACAUCAACUGAUUGAUAUUUGAGAGAGAGACUAAA